Molecule: messenger RNA, 1295 nt
Organism: Chrysemys picta bellii (western painted turtle)
Lineage: Eukaryota; Metazoa; Chordata; Testudines; Emydidae
Gene: C5H4orf36
Product: chromosome 5 C4orf36 homolog
Source: RefSeq, a predicted model, not a curated record
CUGUAAAUUGGAUUUCAAAUCUUUCUCCUUAGGUAGCAAGACUCAGCACAUCUGUGAUGCUGUCGACAGUGUCAUGUAUGAUGAAUAAUUUUACAUUAUGCGUGUAAACUGCAAGACACAAUGUUCAGGGGAGAUGAGGAGUCUGCCAUCUCCACCAGCCAAGGACUCUGUGUGUGGUGGGAGGAGAGGGCAGCAGGCCCGAUGUCCACCUAAGCAGAUACAUUCGCUGUUGGGGUGAACAGGGAGCAAAAGAGGAUAGUGUGCGUCUGUUUCUGACAUGUCUGUGUAAGUGAACUGCAUCCACUGAAACCUGAUCUACCAUGGAAUAUGAUUUUCACAGAAAGAGGACAGUAAAAUCGGUCUUACAAGCAAGCUGUUAUAAAGUGGCAGAUGCUGCAGAACUUGCUUUGCUGACAAGGCGUUUGUGCCAGGAAAUGGGACAGACAAACCUGCCUCUCCUUGAAGACAUCCCUUGGUGUCACAUUUUAACUCUGCGGCCAGCUGUCACUGUUGAAAGCAGGCUGAUCCCAUCAGUACAGACAUUAGAGGCUGAAAGGAUGUUUGAAUCCAAAAGAUUGAAUAAGAUUGACCUUGAAAACAAGACUACGCAGCAAACUGAGUCUGACCUGAAGGGCAAGAGAAUUGGUGCAAGAAGGCCCCUUCCACCUUUCUGAUGGCCUCAUUCUAGGCCGAGAUCUUUGAAGCCCUGGCUCCAGUCUCACUCAGGUCUCUUACUCAGUUAGACUCCCGUCAGUGCCAACAGUGCAAAUCGUGGUCUCACUUUGCGCCAUUGUAACAGAUCGUUGCCAGCAAAAAACGACCUUCAAAAAAAUUCUGCUGUGAGUAAGGACUUCAAGAAUUGGCCCGUUACUUCCAGGAAUCCUCGUGACUCAACACUUACCUGCCUAGCAAGGAUGAGCUGCCACAUACAGCUCAGUUUGUAAUACACAGGAAAGCUGGAUGUAGGCGAUGACUAGGUCAUGAAUAAAUUCUAUCCUUGUACCAGUCCCUUCACAACCAUCUUACAUUGUUUCUAUUAUAAAGCUCCCAGGAUGAAUAUCCUAAUGCAUCAUGAAUGGGUUAAGUUCAUGAUCGACAGAAAAGAUACAAGUUUAUUAAUCAAUAAUUUAAAAGGGAAUUAGGUACCUAAACACCUUCGGGGAUCUGGGCCUUUGUACUUUUAGGUAUUUUUUCCAAUUCUAGAAGAAACAAUGAAGAUAACAGCCACGUUGCCAGUAUUUUCUUGAGAUGUAAAAUGAAUUGUCCAUGUUUUUGUUUUUUAUUUUUGGUAACAA